This is a messenger RNA of Topomyia yanbarensis, 1461 nucleotides long. RefSeq lists its product as uncharacterized. The record is from RefSeq and is a predicted model, not a curated record. The transcript is spliced from 2 exons. NCBI's taxonomy places the organism in Eukaryota, Metazoa, Arthropoda, Insecta, Diptera, Culicidae. The coding region runs from base 74 to 1024 and encodes 316 amino acids. Gene Ontology annotation, molecular function: nucleic acid binding.
ACUAGCGGGAGUUCUUCCUUUAAAAGACCGAUUCUGGGAUCUCUCUUCUCGUUUACUUAUUCGAUGUGAGGUUAUGAACCCACUGGUAAUUGAAAAUUUUGAAAGACUUGUCGAGCUUCAACCCCAAACCAGAUUCAUGACAGUGUAUUUCAAUCACAUGUCACAAGAAAUAACGCCUGCUAGGUAUGCUCCCACAUACGUCAAUAUACUAGAUAUUCCUGAAUCCACUUUAUUCUUCGACACGUCCAUGCAAGCAGAGAUUCGUGGAAUUCCGGAUUAUCUACGCUCGCGGGAGAUCCCUAAAAUAUUCACAAGUAAAUAUCAACACAUAGACUGCCUUAAAAUGUUUUACACUGAUAGUCUCAGCACAAUUGCAGCUCUACGCUCAAAGAGGAUUGAUAAUCACGAUCCAUUUUUUUUGGGGAAGAUACGAGAAUCUCUGAGUAACCUGACAAGAAAAUGUUAUAAAUUUACCCUAGUGUGGCUCCCUGCCCAUUGCUCUAUUGCGGGCAAUGAGAAAGCUAAUAAUUUAGCCAAAAUUGGUGCACUAGAUGGUGAAAUAUAUGAAAGACCCAUCGCUUACAAUGAAUUUUAUAGCGCUUCUCGACAGAGGACACUUGCUAGUUGGCAAACAUCUUGGGACAAUGGAGAUAUGGGACGAUGGCUACACUCAAUUAUCCCUAAAGUAUCAACGAAGGCAUGGUUCAAAGGAUUGGAUGUAAGUCGGGACUUCAUCCGUGUGAUGUCUAGGCUCAUGUCCAAUCAUUAUACUUUAGAUGCGCAUCUCCGUCGUAUUGGGCUCGCUGAGGGUAAUCAUUGUGCUUGUGGAGAGGGUUACCAUGACAUUGAGCAUGUUGUUUGGUCCUGCACUGAAUAUCGUGAAGCCAGAUCACAAUUAGUAGAUUCUUUACAAGUCCGAGGUAGAUCAAUCCAUGUUCCUGUUAGAGACAUCCUGGCGUAUCGCGAUCCUCUAUACAUGGAACUUAUCUAUCAUUUUCUAAAAACAGCGUCUGUCAAAAUUUAAUUAAAUUCAUCUCCUCAUACUCUCAUCCAAGGCUAAUCAUUCACCAAUUAAGGUGUCCUAGAAUAUUUAGUUUUUAAAUUUAGACAAUAACAGAAAAAAAGUAAAUAAAUACACCCGAAAAUACUAGAUCAUUAUGAAAUACAACAAUGUAAGGAAAAAAGCAAACAAUAAAGUGAUUUCAGUGUUAGUUUUAGACAAAGUACUAGUAUAGUUAAAAUUAGUCUUAAGGAUUUUUGUAACGUGCUAUGUAAAAAAAGAAACUGGCGUAAAAAGCUUUUGCAAAUGCCAUGUCAAAUAAACGUAUGGAAAAAAAAAGACGAAGCACCCACUGGACAAUAGGAGACCCAGCCAAUUUUCAAGCGAAUGAGCUUUCUACCAACCGGAAUCAGAAUCAGAAUAUAUUGGCUCAAAUGGCACGUUCCCCGUACAUAGUCGGG